AUGAAGGAUCAAAAAUCAGCAGGGUAUAACGGUAUUAUUGCAGAAAACAUUAAAUAUGGAGGGGAGCUGCUGAAAAAACACAUAUAUGGAUUAAUCCUAAGAAUAUGGAGCGACGAAGAAAUGCCCAGGGAUUGGGAACUAGCACUUAUUACCCCAUUACUUGUCAGUCAUCCCCAGUCCAAUGGCUCGAUUGAGCGAUUUCACGCCACUUUAUUGGAAAUGAUCAGAUCCCAUGUAUCCGAAAAUCCCGACGAAUAUCCCUUCAAUAUUCUUCCCUAUGCUGUUCAGUGCUACAAUAGCACUAGAAAUAAAACUACUGGCUUUACACCAUACGAGCUCGUGUUUGGCCACACCUCUGGUCGUCCGCCCGAACACGUAUAUUUAGAAAAAGAAUUGAUGUCCAAAAACGAAAUUCCAUCGUUGCUUAUUUUGACUAGGUCAUCGUUCUCUGUGCAAGCCACUAGAAAAUCGAAUUUGUUGCAUAUGACUUGCUUCAAUCCCCAGGGUAAAGGGAUCGUCCAGUCGCAGACCCAUGUGUCUGACUUUUUGUAA
This is a messenger RNA of Acanthoscelides obtectus, 552 nucleotides long. Lineage: Eukaryota; Metazoa; Arthropoda; Insecta; Coleoptera; Chrysomelidae. The record is from the annotation of a GenBank genome assembly.